Messenger RNA from Trematosphaeria pertusa, 2140 nucleotides. RefSeq lists its product as uncharacterized. The record is from RefSeq and is a predicted model, not a curated record. Gene Ontology annotation, cellular component: plasma membrane; cell projection; cytosol. Lineage: Eukaryota; Fungi; Ascomycota; Dothideomycetes; Pleosporales; Trematosphaeriaceae. The coding region runs from base 84 to 1877 and encodes 597 amino acids. The transcript is spliced from 3 exons. Gene Ontology annotation, molecular function: protein tyrosine/serine/threonine phosphatase activity; phosphatidylinositol-3,4,5-trisphosphate 3-phosphatase activity; protein tyrosine phosphatase activity. Gene Ontology annotation, biological process: cell motility; regulation of phosphatidylinositol 3-kinase/protein kinase B signal transduction; phosphatidylinositol dephosphorylation.
CUCAUUACCGCAACAUCAGCCUUGCGAUGCCGCCCAGCACAUAACAGUACUCUCCACUCGUAUAUUCUACUAUUGCCAAGUAAAUGGCAUCGCUGCUGCGACAGAUAGUCGCGGGUCCGCGCGCCAGGCACCCAGAAGCCGGGCUCGACCUCUGCUAUGUCACAGACAAUAUCAUUGCGACUUCGGGCCCCAGCGGCACCUAUCCCCAACGCGCGUACCGCAACCCGCUUGACUCCCUCGUAAAGUUUCUCGACUCGAAGCACGGCGACGACUGGGCAAUAUGGGAGUUCCGCGCAGAAGGGACGGGCUACCCAGACUCGGAGGUCUACGGCCGCGUCUACCACUACCCGUUUCCUGACCACCACCCGCCCCCAUUCGCCCUCAUACCGAACAUCAUGGCGAGCAUGCGGAAUUGGCUGCAUGAGAAGGAGGGACGCGUCGUAGUGGUACACUGCAAAGCGGGAAAAGGGAGGUCAGGAACAGCCAGUUGCAGCUACCUGAUUAGCGAGGAAGGCUGGCCGGUACAUAAAGCACUGCAGAGAUUCACGGAGAGGAGGAUGCGGCCGAACAUGGGCAAAGGGGUCAGCAUCCCCAGCCAGCUCCGAUGGAUAGGCUACACAGACCGCUGGGCAAAGCACGGCAAGAUCUACGUCGAACGCCAGGUCGAGGUGUUGGAGGUACACUGCUGGGGGCUAAGAGACGGGGUCAAGAUCCAGGUUGAGGGCUUCGUGAACGACGGAAAGUUGAUCAAGAGGUUUCAUACCUUCACGCGGGGAGAGAGGGAGGUUGUUAGGGGAGAAGUCACGACUACGUCGAUAUCCCAGGCAGUGCAAGAAGUCAUGUACAAGAAUGGCGUCGGAUGGUCAGCCGGCAAGAAGACGUCAAAGGUAAAGGAGUCGGUCGAAUCGGACGGCACUGCCUUCGAGCGAGCCAAUGCAAAGCCUGGGGAUAAGGAAUCUUCUGGCGACGACACGUCUUCGUCUAAGGAAGAGACGGAGAACGACGAUACGGGCACAGGCGACGUCAUUUUCCGCCCCUCAACGCGCGUCGUGCUGCCGAGCAACGAUAUAAACAUCGACAUCGAGCGCCGCAACAAGGCUGCAUUCGACCUAACUAUGGUGACGGCGGUCGCGCAUGUCUGGUUCAAUUGUUACUUCGAGGGCAAUGGACCCGAGCAAAAAGGCAUCGCCGAUGAAUCCGGUGUCUUUGAAAUCACUUGGGACGCCAUGGACGGCAUUAAAGGUUCUGCUAGGAAAGGAACACAAGCAUUCGAGAAGAUUGCCGUCGUGUGGAAGGCGCUCAGAGCCGAGGAAGGACGCCCUGGCAUUGUAAUCACAGAACCGCGAGAGGGCGAGGACGUUAAGCAAUCGUCGCCUGCCGAUUGGAAGGGGCAGGAGGGCGUGGAACCAAGUGAAGGCAAAGACCUAGGUCUGCGCAUCUCCAGUCCAUCUGCUUCAAACACGAAUGUUAGCAAAGCGAGUAGUGUCAAAAGUCAAAACGCGGAUGAUACUCAGCAGGUGCUCACGAAGCCGGCAAGGGAUAGCCAGGAGAGCGAAACAAGAGGGCUCAAGGUACAUGGUCCGAAUGGCGAAGACGUGGUCCAAGAACCGAACAGCGGAAGCGCAGACGGAAGCGGGCCGGCAUCCUUCUCUUCCCCCACGCUGCCAAGUCAACUUGACGGCACGGAACAAAGCAAGGCGAGCAGUGACGCCGGACAGCGGAUGCAGUCACCCGAGUCGCACAAGGGUGGAGUUGAGGGCAUUCUGCCACAUGUCUCGACAGGCGAUCUCCCGGAUGGAAGGCCAGAAGACGAAAUGAAGACGGCGAAAGAGCAUGCGUUGGGGCAUCUCGGCAAGCACAAAACUACGAGCUCAUGAUCUAGGCGGCCGUUCCGUCCCGUUGGACAAUCCCUUAUGGGAUAGGGCGCUUGCGGUGUUCAAAGAAUUGCAUCGCGUGUUUCGGGGCCUCGCCGCGAGUGGGUCUCCCGCCCGAGUACUAACGACCGAUCUCGGUGGGGGUGUGCGGGUGCUUUUCGCGCUAUGGUUCGGGUAUGUAUGCGCUGUGUCUGUUCAGCGUAUCAGGAGCAUGUAUGAUGUGUGUUCCCGUACAUGUUGCAGGACGCAAUAUGCAUUGGUGAGGC